CCAGAUCGCAUUGACGUCCCGGCUGGUGAAUAAUUAAGCGGCCUCCUCCUCUGAGGCAGGCCUCCGUCUGCAGGCCGCACUCUGCAGCCUCCUCGCUGCCCACUGAACCCCGGGUGCCUGUAGAGACCGACCCUCAGUGCUCCCCGUCUCCUGCUCAGCACCGGCACAGCCACCCUAAUGGCACCCGAGAUGGACCAGUUCUACAGGUCCACCAUGGCCAUCUACAAGAGCAUCAUGGAGCAGUUCAACCCUGCCCUGGAGAACCUGGUGCACCUGGGCAACAACUACCUUCGGGCCUUUCACGCCCUGUCCGAGGCAGCUGAGGUGUACUUCAGGGCCAUCCAGAAGAUUGGGGAGCAGGCCUUGCAGAGUUCCACCUCGCAGAUUCUGGGGGAGAUCUUGGUGCAGAUGUCGGACACCCAGCGGCACUUGAACUCAGACCUGGAGGUGGUGGUGCAGACAUUCCAUGGAGACCUGCUGCAGCAUAUGGAGAAGAACACCAAGCUGGACAUGCAAUUCAUCAAGGACAGCCGGCAGCACUACGAGAUGGAGUACCGCCACCGAGCCUCCAACCUGGAGAAGUGCAUGUCUGAGCUGUGGCGCAUGGAGCGCAACAGGGACAAGAACGCCCGGGAGAUGAAGAGCCUCCCACAGGAGAGCGUGAGCCGGCUGCACGCGCAGAUGCAGGCCUUCGUGACCGAGAGCCAGAGGGCCGCGGAGCUCGAGGAGAAGCGGCGCUACCGCUUCCUGGCCGAGAAGCACCUGCUGCUCUCCAACACCUUCCUGCAGUUCUUUGGCCGGGCCCGGGGCAUGCUCCAGAGCCGCGUGCUGCUGUGGAAGGAGCAGUCGGAGGCCAGCCGCAGCCCGUCGCGCGCCCACUCCCCGGGCCUGCUGGGCCCCGCGCUGGGGCCGCCCUACCCCGCGGGCCGCCUGACGCCCACCCGCCUGGACAUGCCCCCCAGGCCUCUGGGAGAGUUCAGCUCCCCGCGCAGCCGGCACGGCUCCGGCUCCUACGGUCCUGAGCCCGCCGAGGCGAGGUCCGCGUCCCAGCUGGAGCCAGACCGCCGGUCCCUGCCCCGGACGCCGUCGGCCGCCUCGCUCUACACCAGCAGCUCCCAGCGCUCGCGCUCCAACUCUUUCGGCGAGCGCCCGGGAGGCGGCGGCAGCAGCAGCGGGGGCGCCAAGAGAGUCCGCGCCCUGGUCUCCCACUCCGAGGGCGCCAACCACACGCUGCUGCGCUUCUCGGCCGGAGACGUGGUGGAGGUGCUAGUGCCCGAGGCCCAGAACGGCUGGCUCUACGGCAAGCUGGAGGGCUCCUCCGCGAGCGGCUGGUUCCCCGAGGCCUACGUGAAGCCUUUGGAGCAGGUGCCCGGGAGCCCCCUGAGCCCCGCGAGCCCCGUGACCUCCCUGAACCCCGCGAACGAGCUACCUUCCAGGUCCUACCCGCUCCGGGGCACCCACAGCCUUGAUGACCUCCUGGACCGGCCAGGCAACCCCGCAGUGUCCUCCGAGUACUGGGAUGGCCAGUCUCGACCCCGCACCCCAAGCGGGGCCCCAAGCCGCGUCCCUAGCCCUGCGCCUGCACCCUUGCCUGGCAGCCGCCGAAGCAGCAUGGGGGGUGUCAAUGAUGUCAAGAAACUGAUGUCCUGGGAGCAGCACCCUCCAGAGCUCUUCCCCCGGGGCACGAACCCCUUUGCCACCGUGAAGCUGCGUCCCACUGUCACCAAUGACCGCUCGGCACCCAUCAUCCGCUGAGGGGCGCCCCUGGGGGGCCCGAGGUGGCCUGUGCACCUGCGUGGAGCUGGUGUGGUGGCGGUGAUGGCAGCAGCAGCCCCCGCGGAUCCCAGAUGCUGGAGCCCUGACCCCGCGGGGCCUUCCCCACCCGCCCCUCAGCCCGAGGGCUCAGGACAGCGGCCUGUGGUCUGGGUCGUCACAGCGCAGCAGGGGACUGAGGGACAGAGCAGCCUCUUCCCUCAGGGGCCGAGAACUCUCCCAGGGCAGCCUCCUGACCCCAGCCCUGCCCCCACUCUCCCCGUGGGGAGGAGACCCCUGCCCCCCACGUGUCCCCUUUCACUUUUGUAAAGGAUGAAAAUAAAGGCAGUGGGCGUGG
Molecule: messenger RNA, 2110 nt
Organism: Marmota monax (woodchuck)
Lineage: Eukaryota; Metazoa; Chordata; Mammalia; Rodentia; Sciuridae
Gene: Baiap2l2
Product: BAR/IMD domain containing adaptor protein 2 like 2
Exons: 14
Coding region: 178-1755 (525 amino acids)
Biological process (GO): positive regulation of actin filament polymerization; actin filament bundle assembly; actin crosslink formation
Cellular component (GO): nucleoplasm; cytosol
Molecular function (GO): protein binding
Source: RefSeq, a predicted model, not a curated record